Clupea harengus (Atlantic herring) is the source of this 2268-nucleotide messenger RNA. The record is from RefSeq and is a predicted model, not a curated record. Lineage: Eukaryota; Metazoa; Chordata; Actinopteri; Clupeiformes; Clupeidae.
AAAAAGUCUGAAGGCUGGAUGGUAGCAGUCUUUUAGGGUACAGUGAUGUGGGAGAAACAUAUUAAGGAGCACUAGGGAUUUUACAGAGCCCUAUUUCAAAGUAUCUAGCCAGAAUAUCCUUGAACUUAAAGGUGCUAAAAUAUUGCUCUGAGAAGCAAACUAUAAGGAAAAAGGCUACUUUGAGUUAUUUGUCUAACAAGACAUUUGUCAAAAGGAGUGUCAUACAUUUUGACAGUGUUCUGACUGUAACUGCACUGACAAACAGGAUUGCAAGCAAGCAAACAAACAAUAAAAAAAAAAUAAAAAAACUCCAGCCCCCUAGCGCUGGACAAUAACAAGACAGUAGGGCCUGCAAUAAGACCGCCCAUUUUUUCCUACGUAAUGCGAUAUAGGAAGAGGGUGGAUCAGCUGGGGACAUACAAUAUCAGCUGUUAAUCUGACAGAUGACACAAUAAACACUCGGUAAAAGAUUGAAUGGAAGCAACAGAUAUUGCUGAGAUACGAAGUGAUUCGGACAAAAAAUGCGUCACUGAGCGAACCACUGAGGACAGCUGCCAUGUAAAGGAAGCCAGUUCACAGACCGACCCCAAAGUGCAAGGCCAUGGACCUCGAUUAUCCAAAGUUAACCUUUACACGUUGUUGAGCCUAUGGAUGGAACUAUUUCCUCGGAAGAGGGUUGUGUUCAAGAGCGAAAAUGAACCUACACGAGGAACUGGUUUGGUGGUGGUCCGAGAGAGGAGGAUUCUGGGCCUUCACUGCUCCAGCUCAGAGCUCCAUGCUGGGCAGGUAGCAGUGGUCAGGCAUGGACCCCGCCUCGCCAGCUGUGACUUGUACUUUUCCAGGAAGCCCUGCUCCACCUGCCUCAAGAUGAUCAUCAAUGCUGGGGUCAGUCGGAUAUCAUACUGGCCUGGAGACCCUGAGAUCAGCCUGCUGGCUAUUGGAGAGGGCAGCAGCAGAGCCAGUCAGCAGGAGGCUGAGCUUGAUGCUGCAGCUGCAGAGAAGCUCAAGGCCAGCAGUCGGCCGUACAUGGGUGUCCUCCUGCAGCCCCUGGCCUGCGACAUGCAGCAGUUUGUGGAAGAGACGUCUUCCUCUUGUGACUUCCAGGAGAAAGUUGCCUCUGAACUUCCUAUCCUGGACGUCCAGGAUCUCUUUAGGCGGCAGCUGUGGGAGAACAGGGAUAAGUUCUCCCAGGUGUUUUUGGUAGUAGAUGAAACUAGGCACUGUGAACUCUUAACCAAAAUGGGCCUUGUGACGUUCUGUGCUGAACCGUACUUCAGCAACCUGAGGCAGCACAUGAGGGCCCUGGUGAGACUGUUGUCCUCAGUGGCCUCCAGUAUGCCCCGUCUAGCCGAUGCUGGCUACGGAUUCUACCUGAAAGGCAGUUCUGGCCCAGUCAGCACUCCACCUCUAUCCCAAGAUGUUAUAAGACACUGCAUCAUUCAAGCCAAACUACUAGCUUAUAGAACUGAGGAUCCUAAGGUUGGAGUUGGGGCAGUGAUCUGGGCAGAGGGACAGUUGGGCCUCUGUGAUGGCACAGGCAGAUUGCACCUGGUGGGCUGUGGGUACAAUGCGUACCCCGUUGGUUCUGAGUACGGAGAAUAUCCCCAGAUGGACGACAAGCAGGAGGACCGCCAGAGCAGGAAGUACCGCUAUAUCAUCCAUGCUGAGCAGAACGCCCUCACUUUCAGGAGUGCCGAGAUAAAAGAGGAAGAAAACACGAUGCUGUUUGUGACCAAAUGCCCAUGUGAUGAAUGUGUGCCCCUGAUCAGAGGCGCUGGCAUCCAACAGAUCUACACUACUGACCUGGACAGUGGCAAAAACAAGAAUGACAUUUCCUACCUCAGGUUUGACAGUCUCCAGGGAGUCCAGAAAUUUACAGUAAGUCCUUCUGUGGUAGAGCUGCAGUCUAAGUAUAAAUAAGGUAUAUUAAACCGUGACUUCCCCUUAAUUUGAAGUCUCUUUCUGAGGGAAUCCUGGCUUUUCAAAAUCCUACCCCUUUUCAAAAUCAGUAAAGGUAACUAAAUGUAGCUUGUUGGAGGACGAUCUAUCUCUACUCUCUUGGGGUUCUUUGUGUCUCUAAACUGCUUCAAAGCUGGGUGGGGAUAGACUGUUCUUCAGUCUAUCCUUAGACCAUUAUCAGCCAAAAGACCUGAUAAUAUGAUCUUCCACUUAAUUCUAUACAAAGACUACAAAAAAGGAGUAUUACAUAUUGGCAUGCAAAAGUUUGGGCACCCUUGGUAAAAGUAAGUAAAAGAUGACCUGAUUUCC